AUGAUUUCGUCUACUUUACAAAUAGUAACACGUUCUUUGGUGAAAAACGUGGCGUUGCUGAAACGAAAAUCUACGAUACUUCCGUGUUUAACAUUUACUCACGUUCGAGACAUGCACAUAACCUCAAAUGUUGCGAAAGAAUUUCGAGUUGGAUCUUACAAAGUAAGAGCUUCUGCAAAAGGUAAAUCAGCGGCUAUGGAUGGAGAGGGUACAGUCGACGUUUCCGGUGCAAUGGAAACGGUUGCGCUGUUUCCAGAUAGUAAAACACCGUACAAACUUUUCGACGGUAUACCGUACAAUCAGUUGCACAUAAUUAAUAUAAAAUCAACUCAUAACAAUACGAUAAUGUCUUUUACCGAUGCUAAAGGAAAGGUUUAAUACAAAUGAUUAUUAAUUUCGAUACAUUCAGCUGGAAUCGAAGGUUUCAAAAAUACAAAGAAGGGUACUAAUGUUGCAGCACAACAAGCAGCUCUUACAUUUGGAACACGUAUUCUGGAGACAGGUGUGUUAUCAGUUAGAUUGAGAAUCCAAGGUAUCGGACCAGGCAGAAUGGGUUGCAUAAAAGGUUUUCAAUUAUCAGGAUUGAACAUUGUUUCUCUAACAGAUGAUACUAGAGUAUCGUGGAAUCCUCCAAGACCAAGGAAACAGAGGAGAAUAUAA
Molecule: messenger RNA, 660 nt
Organism: Habropoda laboriosa
Lineage: Eukaryota; Metazoa; Arthropoda; Insecta; Hymenoptera; Apidae
Gene: mRpS11
Product: 30S ribosomal protein S11, chloroplastic
Exons: 5
Biological process (GO): translation; maturation of SSU-rRNA from tricistronic rRNA transcript (SSU-rRNA, 5.8S rRNA, LSU-rRNA); ribosomal small subunit assembly
Cellular component (GO): ribosome; mitochondrial small ribosomal subunit
Molecular function (GO): small ribosomal subunit rRNA binding; structural constituent of ribosome; mRNA 5'-UTR binding
Source: RefSeq, a predicted model, not a curated record